Messenger RNA from Penicillium psychrosexuale, 1068 nucleotides. Its product is annotated as dihydroorotase. Gene Ontology annotation, biological process: pyrimidine nucleotide biosynthetic process; 'de novo' pyrimidine nucleobase biosynthetic process. NCBI's taxonomy places the organism in Eukaryota, Fungi, Ascomycota, Eurotiomycetes, Eurotiales, Aspergillaceae. The record is from RefSeq and is a predicted model, not a curated record. Bases 1 to 1068 code for a protein of 355 amino acids. The transcript has 3 exons. Gene Ontology annotation, cellular component: cytoplasm. Gene Ontology annotation, molecular function: dihydroorotase activity.
AUGUCUCUCUCCAAGCUGCAGGGAGUAAAGCUCCCCGCCUCGGCCGACUUCCAUGUCCAUCUUCGUGAUGGUCCAAUGAUGGAGUUGGUGACUCCUACUAUCCGACAGGGAGGUGUGAACACCGUUUUUGUUAUGCCCAACCUUGUGCCACCUAUCACGACCGUCGACCGUGCUUUGGACUACCAGAAGCGCCUCCAAGCCAUCGAGCCGAAUGUUAACUUCCUUAUGUCGUUGUACCUCCACGAGACCGUGACCCCGGAGACCAUCGUUGAGGCUAAGAAGCGCGGCAUCGUCGGUGUCAAGAGUUACCCGGCCGGUGUGACAACCAAUUCCUCUGCGGGCGUGGUCGACUACACGCAAUUCUAUCCUGUUUUCGAGGAGAUGGAGCGACAAAACAUGAUUCUGAACCUGCACGGAGAAAGCCCCUCCGGAGGCGAUGUGACGGUGUUGUCCGCGGAAGAGCGUUUCCUCCCCAAGCUCUUUGAGCUGCACUCCAAGUUCCCUAAGCUGCGCAUCGUUUUGGAGCACUGUACCACUGCUGCAGCUGUGGAGGCCGUGAAGAAGUGCGGUCCCACCGUUUCUGGUACCAUCACAGCCCAUCACCUAUCCAUUAUCAUCGACUCGUGGGCCGGCGACCCAUUCUGCUUCUGCAAGCCCGUUGCUAAGACCCCAGCCGACCGCGAUGCCCUUCUCCGUGCUGCUGUCUCAGGAAAUCCCAAGUUUUUCUUUGGCUCCGACAGCGCCCCGCACCCGGCGGCAUCCAAGCGUGGUGGCGAGAAGAUCGCUGCUGGAGUCUUCACCCAACCAUACACCACUCAAGUUGUGAUUGAUGCGUUUGAGCAGGCCUGCGAUAACGGGGUCCUCAAGGCGGAUGAGGUCACGCCAGAGAUUGUCGAGGGUUUCAUGAGCAAGUUCGGACGGUCCUUCUAUGGCCUCCCGGAGGAGCAGAAGGAAUUCAUCACUAUCGAGAAGAAGGGCGAGAAGAUCUCGGAGAUCCUCCAGUCAGACAAGACUGACGUGGUCCCCUUCAGAAAGACCCAGGAAACAUGGAGCAUCACUUGGUCUUAG